CGGACGCGCUCCCCCCCCCCCCCGUUGCUCACCCUCCCACGUGGGGCUGAGAAAAUCGGAGCUCCGGACUUGCUGCAGGCACGUUGCACAGCAGAUUCUAGCUGGAGGCCCUGAGUGGAACCCAACUGGAGGCGGAGCCGACCCGGGAGCACCGCCCCUCUGGGUAAAUGCACUAGCCUCUAGGUGCCUCGCCCGCACAGGGGGUGUGGUCCCGAGAACUCGGCUUUCCCCAGCUCUGCGCCAGCUCCUGGGAGAUUUUGCAGCACCUGCAGCCCGCUUGCAUUCAGCCACACCAGGAAGGCCCCGACCGGGAGCCUCAAUCUUCAGAUCCUCUUUUACCCUCUCCUGCAAAUUGUGAAGGAAAGGUUGGGAGCAUGCGGGAUUACGACGAGGUGACCGCCUUCCUAGGAGACUGGGGCCCCUUCCAGCGCCUCAUCUUCUUCCUCCUCAGCGCCAGCAUCAUCCCCAAUGGCUUCAAUGGGAUGUCAGUCGUGUUCCUGGCAGGGUCACCGGAGCACCGUUGCCUUGUGCCUGACACCGUGAACCUUAGCAGCGCGUGGCGCAACCACAGUAUCCCGUUGGAGACGAAGGACGGACGACAGGUGCCCCAGAGCUGCCGCCGCUACCGACUGGCUACUAUCGCCAACUUCUCUGCGCUGGGGCUGGAACCGGGACUGGACGUGGACUUGGGGCAGCUGGAGCAGGAGAGCUGCCUGGAUGGCUGGGAGUACAGCAAUGACGUCUUCUUGUCUACCAUCGUGACCGAGUGGAAUCUGGUGUGUGAGGAUGACUGGAAGACACCCCUCACCACCUCCCUGUUCUUCGUAGGCGUUCUCUGCGGUUCCUUCGUGUCUGGGCAGCUGUCAGACAGGUUUGGCAGGAAGAAAGUCCUCUUUGCGACCAUGGCUGUGCAGACUGGAUUCAGCUUCGUGCAGAUUUUCUCCACCAGCUGGGAGAUGUUCACUGUGUUAUUCAUCAUUGUGGGCAUGGGCCAGAUCUCCAACUACGUGGUGGCCUUCAUACUAGGAACUGAAAUUCUGAGCAAGUCAGUUCGAAUUAUCUUCUCCACAUUAGGAGUCUGCACAUUUUUUGCAAUCGGCUACAUGGUGCUGCCUCUGUUUGCGUACUUUAUCCGAGACUGGAGGAUGCUGCUGCUGGCGCUGACACUUCCUGGGGUACUGUGUGUCCCCCUGUGGUGGUUUAUUCCCGAAUCUCCACGGUGGCUGAUAUCCCAGAGGAGAUUUGAAGAGGCAGAACAGAUCAUCCAGAAAGCCGCAAAGAUAAACAACAUCGUGGCCCCGGCAGUGAUAUUCCAUCCUCUGGAGCUACAGGAGCUAAAUUCCUUGAAGCAGCAGAAAGUCUUCAUUCUGGACCUAUUCAAGACUCGGAAUAUUGCCACAAUAACAGUGAUGUCCGUGAUGCUGUGGAUGCUAACCUCAGUGGGUUACUUUGCUCUGUCUCUCAAUGUUCCUAAUUUACAUGGAGAUGUCUACCUGAACUGCUUCCUCUCUGGCCUGAUUGAAGUUCCAGCCUAUUUCACAGCCUGGCUGCUGCUACGAACCCUGCCUCGGAGAUACAUCAUAGCUGGAGUGCUGUUCUUGGGAGGAGGUGUGCUUCUCUUGAUCCAAGUGGUACCUGAAGAUUAUAGCUUCGCGUCCAUCGCCCUGGUGAUGCUGGGGAAAUUUGGUGUCACCUCUGCCUUCUCCAUGCUGUAUGUCUUCACAGCAGAGCUCUACCCGACCCUGGUCAGGAACAUGGCCGUGGGCAUCACCUCCAUGGCCUCUCGGGUGGGCAGCAUCAUCGCUCCCUAUUUUGUUUACCUAGGGGCCUAUAACAGACUACUGCCCUACAUUCUCAUGGGCAGUCUGACCGUCCUGAUUGGAAUCAUCACGCUUUUUUUCCCUGAAAGUUUUGGAGUGGCUCUACCAGAGAACUUAGACCAGAUGCAGAAAGUGAGAGGGUUCAGAUGUGGGAAAAAACCAGCAGCCUCUGUGGACGGAGAAGAAAACCCCAAGGUUCUGAUCACUGCAUUCUAAUAAGGGGUCCCCUGCACUUGGCAACCUGAGACACAGAUGUGAGAUGACCCGGGGGUGAUGGAACACACCUGUAAUCCCAGCGUGUAGAGGAGGGCAGGAGGAUCAGGAAUUCAAGGUCAGGAGUGCCAGACCAGCCUGGACCACAAGCAACCUUGUCUCAACAAAAGAAACCAAAUCCAAGCCUUUAGUGCUGAAAGGGACUGACAGGAACGUGGGCGUUAAGCUGGACUUGUGGAGAAAGGCAUGUUGUCCUCUAAACUCUGGCCCUCUCUUCCAGAUAACCUUGUUUUUAAGAACAAACAUUUCUAAAGUGUCUUGACCACUAACUAGUCAGAGACAUAGGUUUGUAAGAUUUUUCUUGAAAAGGUGUUAGUCAAGGACUGGCAAAAUCCAUAUGAAGAUUAACACACAUUUCCAA
Messenger RNA from Chionomys nivalis (European snow vole), 2454 nucleotides. RefSeq names its product solute carrier family 22 member 4 (gene Slc22a4). Gene Ontology annotation, cellular component: membrane. Gene Ontology annotation, biological process: carnitine transport; transmembrane transport. The coding region runs from base 375 to 2036 and encodes 553 amino acids. Gene Ontology annotation, molecular function: ATP binding; transmembrane transporter activity. The transcript has 10 exons. The record is from RefSeq and is a predicted model, not a curated record. Lineage: Eukaryota; Metazoa; Chordata; Mammalia; Rodentia; Cricetidae.